Trichomonas vaginalis G3 is the source of this 855-nucleotide messenger RNA. RefSeq lists its product as uncharacterized. The transcript has a single exon. The record is from RefSeq and is a predicted model, not a curated record. Lineage: Eukaryota; Parabasalia; Trichomonadida; Trichomonadidae. The annotation marks the transcript as partial.
AUGACGACUAACUAUUUGGUGCCAAACACUAAACCGAUUAAUGGAAAUGUAUUUCAUUCAUUCGAAAAGAUAAAUGAAAUAUUCGCAAAGAAUGACGGUAGAAGAUAUUAUAGAGAACUUGAAAGUUCAUGUUAUGACUCUGAUACUCCAUAUUUUGAUGAUAAACAAACUCAUUUAAGAAUUACAAAUCCGGCUCAUGAUGUGAACCAAUUAGGUGACACAUAUAUUAAACGCAAAGUUAAAGCAACUCUAGUUUCAAAUAAAGCUUUCACAUGCGAUGCCGCUUUUAAAUGCAUGCGUUUAUUCGUUGGUUACAAAUCAUCAAAUCAAAGCUUUAAACAAUUAGAAGUAGAAACCGAAAGAGGUGAUGCCGGUUAUCUUCAAAUGGAUUGCGCCCGUGAAUCUUUCGCAUUUGCAACAUAUAAACCAAAAUCAGAAAGGAAAGUUAAAAAGUUUGUUCAUUCGUUAUAUAAUAAUGUUCAAAAAUAUGAUAACUCAGUAUGUGGUAAAUAUAUUGACCCUUCAGAAGUUUUCAAGAAAGCAAAUGAAGAAGUUGAUGUCACUUUUGAUAUGAUUAUUCCGGUAAAUGAUUUGUUAGCAUUUCAGGCGUUCGAUGAUUAUCCUAAAUCAUUUGGUGAAAUCAUUCUUAAAUAUUAUGUUUUCAGGGAUACUUUAGUAUUUUGUCAGGUUGACCCGUUAAGAGUUGCUGAUUUACAAAAUUACGUUUAUGAAAAGAUAACUGAUGAAAAUUAUGAAAAGAUUAUGAAUCAUGUUUAUAAAUAUGAUCGCAAAUUCCAACAAAUCGGACUUCCUGCCAAAUUAAUUACAAGCUUAGCCGCUACAUCUGCUGACGCA